Messenger RNA from Fusarium coffeatum, 990 nucleotides. RefSeq lists its product as uncharacterized. Bases 1 to 990 code for a protein of 329 amino acids. NCBI's taxonomy places the organism in Eukaryota, Fungi, Ascomycota, Sordariomycetes, Hypocreales, Nectriaceae. The record is from RefSeq and is a predicted model, not a curated record. The transcript has 3 exons.
AUGCCUUCAGAUGACAAGAAACCCACCAUACCCGCCUCGUACGGCGAUGACGUCUGCAGGAUCUUCUUCCAAAGUCAAGGCCCCUGCCUAAUCUCUCGCAAAGCCCUUGCAAAAUGCCCGGCCAUCGCAUCCCGCCUGACCUCCAAAUCCUUCUUCUCCAACUCCCUUGACAGCGUCAACAUCGAAGAGAUCCCCCACGAUGUCGGCGCCGUGGUAAUCCACUUCUUGCGGUCAAGGCGAUACCGAGCGCUGACCUUCGACGUCGAAUCUGAAGAAGAACGAACACGUCUUGAGCUCAGAACCGCUUUUCGGGUUUAUGCGGCUGCUGUUGAUUUGGAGUUAAUUGCCCUCAAGAAUGUUGCCCAGAAUGUUAUGUCGGAUCUCGAGAACCUGAUGGAUUUGAAGACUGUUGCGAUCGUGUUGAAGGAGACUGGGUUGCACUUGGAGGAAUGGCCUUGCUUGUUGAUGCAUAUCUACUCGUUUAUUCAAGCUUCGAAGGGCGUUGCCUCGAGUGAGGAUAUGACGUGGAUUAUUUCCGAGCACGGGUUUCCAGACAGCGUCAAUGUUGACUCGUUCCAGUCUUCGCUCGUGUCUAAGGGAUCGCCUUGGAAGAAGGAAGAAGAAAAAAGCCCGAAGGCUCAACCGACCAGAGACAUAGCCGAACCGAGGGCAAAGACUUGGUCCCCCUCCACCUCCAGCGAAACCAAACCAAAGUUGAAGUCCAGCAAGACUUGGGCAAACAUCUUUCCAAAGGAUUUUUCGAUGUGGAGGCUUGGUAGAGACAAGACUCGAGCUGAGGCGCCAGAGGAAACCAUCGUUGAACAGAGGCCGAUAGACGAGAUCAUGGAACCGCCUCAGGGUCUUUCGGAAGUUGCGAUGGCAUACGUCAAGCACCUGUCGCUAUCCAUUGUAGGACAGGAAUGUGAGGCAGGAGAUAUUGCUCUCCAGAGCACAAUUACAACUCCUCCACCAGUGAAAGACCUACAAUAA